This is a messenger RNA of Equus caballus (horse), 3104 nucleotides long. Its product is annotated as cationic amino acid transporter 4. Gene Ontology annotation, molecular function: amino acid transmembrane transporter activity. The record is from RefSeq and is a predicted model, not a curated record. Gene Ontology annotation, cellular component: plasma membrane. Lineage: Eukaryota; Metazoa; Chordata; Mammalia; Perissodactyla; Equidae. Gene Ontology annotation, biological process: amino acid transport; transmembrane transport.
CGUGGUCGGGGGCGGGGAGAGCGCGGGGCCAGCGGAUGGCACGGGGCGGGCUCGGGGGCCGGCAGGGCGCGCACCUUCGCGCGGCCGCGCAGAUGGAGGCGCUGGGCGCCGGCCCCCGCCGGGGGCGCGCCCAGGUACAGGAGGCGGCCCUGCAGAAACUCGCGCUGCGGCCGAAGAAGGCGCUGAGCGCCCAGGAGAUGGACCCGGACGAGCUGCGCAGGCGGCGGACGGCGCCAUCGACCCGACGUGUUCAGAGCCCGGUGGCCCUGCUGACGCUGCACGUGGCGCCCCUCGCCGUCCUUCAGAUGCUCCGUCCGUCCGUGUGCUGAACAGAGGCUGCCGAGCGAGCCCUAGCCCCCUGCGGCCGUGUCUGCCCCCAUCGAGCGUGCCCGAGACGAGAGGUGCCGGCAGCUGGCUUGGUGCUUGUCUCAGCCACCCACCAUGGCCCAGGAGCUGCCCAGCACUGCCAGCCUGGCAUGCUUCUGCCAGAAGCUGAACCGGCUGAAGCCACUGGAGUACACCAUGGAGACAUCGCUGCGGCGCUGCUUGACCACGCUGGACCUGACCCUACUGGGUGUGGGUUGCAUGGUGGGCUCAGGCCUCUAUGUGCUCACAGGCACUGUAGCCAAGGAGAUGGCUGGCCCUGCGGUGCUCAUGUCUUUCGGUGUGGCCGCCGUGGCCUCCCUGCUUGCAGCCCUGUGCUAUGCAGAGUUUGGGGCACGUGUGCCCCGCACUGGCUCUGCCUACCUGUUCACCUAUGUGUCCAUAGGUGAGCUGUGGGCCUUCCUCAUCGGCUGGGAUGUGCUCCUUGAGUACCUCAUUGGUGGGGCUGCCACGGCCCGCGCCUGGAGCAGCUACCUGGACUCCAUCUUUAGCCACCGCAUCCGCAACUUCACUGAGGCCCAUGUGGGCAUCUGGCAGGUGCCCUUCCUGGCCCGGUACCCGGACUUCUUGGCUGCUGGCAUUGUACUUUUGGCCUCCACAUUCAUCUCCUGCGGAGCCCGCAUCUCUUCCUGGGUCAACCGCACCUUCUCUGCCAUCAGCCUGGCCAUCAUCCUCUUCAUCAUCAUCCUGGGGUUUGUCCUGGCCCGCCCACACAACUGGAGUGCUGAGGAGGGUGGCUUUGCACCCUUUGGCUUCUCUGGCAUCAUGACUGGCACUGCCACCUGCUUCUACGCCUUUGUGGGCUUUGAUGUCAUUGCUGCCUCCAGCGAGGAGGCCCGGAACCCGAAGCGAGCAGUGCCUAUGGCCAUCGCCAUCUCACUUGGCCUGGCGGCUGGUGCUUAUAUCCUCGUCUCCACUGUGCUCACCCUCAUGGUGCCCUGGCACAGCCUGGACCCUAACUCAGCACUCGCUGAUGCCUUCUACCAGCGAGGCUAUAGCUGGGCGGGCUUCAUCGUGGCGGCUGGCUCCAUCUGCGGUAAGGGGCCCUUCUGGACAAUGAGGGAGGGAACAGGGUGGUGGGGCCCUGCCCUAAGCCUCCAGGGAGCAUAUCUCCAUCUGGGCCUGUGCUCCCAGUUGCAUCCUGGGCCCAGGAAGGUGCUAAUGAUUAAACUCUCCACCCGGGCUUGUUGGGAGGGACCUCCUCACCGCCCCUCCCAGUUGUACAUAGAAUGUCAGUUCUGGGCAUGCACUUCCAGAUCCUGCCAGGCAGAGGGACUCAGCCCCCAUCAGAUUCUUCAGUGGGCCUGUCACCUCAACUGGGGUGUCCCAUUCCUGGGUGGUGAGGGGGAACAAUCCAGCACCCACAUACACUCAGGCUCACUCUCAGAGCCCAGAAAACUCAUGCCCAUGUUCCCAAGGGGCCACCCAUGCCCUGGCCCCCAGCAGCAGCCCUUGGUGGGCCUGCCCACCACGCCGACCUCUCUCCCACACUCUGUCACAGCCAUGAACACUGUCCUGCUCACCGCCCUCUUUUCCCUGCCUCGCAUCAUCUAUGCCAUGGCCGUCGACGGGCUCUUCUUCCACGUGUUUGCCCAUGUGCACCCCCGGACCCAGGUGCCUGUGGUGGGCAUCCUGGUGUUUGGGGCCCUCAUGGCUUUCCUGGUGCUGCUGCUGGACCUUGAGGCACUGGUCCAGUUCCUGUCCAUCGGCACACUGAUGGCCUACACCUUCGUGGCCACGAGCAUUAUUGUGCUACGCUUCCAAAAGGCCCCUCCAGCCAGUUCCCUGGGCCCAGCCAGCCCUGGCCCCAUGGCCAAGGAGUACAACUCCUUCUCAGACCACAUACAACUGGUGGGCACAGAGCCAGCCUCAGCCCCUGAGCCUGGGCAGCUGCGACCAGCCCUGAGGCCCUACCUCGGCUUCCUGGGUGGGUGCAGACCCGGAGCCGCCGUGGCUUGGGCACUCGGUGUCCUGGUGGCCUCGGCCAUCACCCUGGGCUGCGUGCUGGUCUUCGGGGACUCGGCCCUGCAACUCCCGCCCUGGGGCUACACCCUGCUGCUCCUGCUCAGCUCCGCCACGUUUCUGCUCAGUCUCCUCGUCCUGGGGGCCCACCAGCAACAGCACCGGCAGGACACCUUUCAGGUUCCCAUGGCGCCCCUGACUCCCGCCCUGAGCAUCCUCCUCAACGUCGUCCUCAUGCUGAAGCUGAGCUACCUGACCUGGCUGCGCUUCUCCAUCUGGCUGCUGAUCGGACUCGUGGUGUAUUUUGGCUACGGCAUCCGGCACAGCAAGGAAAACCAGCGGGAGAGGUCGGAGUUGACUGCCACACACUACGUGGUGUACCCCAGCAGCAGCCUGGAGGCAACGGUGCAGGCCGUGCAGCCCCCCAGCCAGGCACCAGCCAAGGAGCCCGGCCACACAGAGCAGCCCGCCAGUCCAUGAGUACUGCUGGGGUCCUGCCCUCCCUCCCCCACCUCCUCAGGAGGCCGGAGGGGCUGGCAGCCCCUCUAUCCAGGGCAGCUCAGGUUUGCAGGCCUGCCCAUGCUGUGGGGUACUCAGGACCUCAGGACCUUAGCCCAGGUGCCGAGCUUCGAGUCUUUGGGAGUGGGCUGUGGCCAGCGCUGGUUUGGUGGACUCUGCCCAGCGCCUUCCAGUUUAUGACUAACUCCAGCUACCUGGGUAGGUGGAGUAGGGCGGGCAGGGAAGAAGCCCGAACCCCA